Messenger RNA from Aureobasidium subglaciale EXF-2481, 942 nucleotides. RefSeq lists its product as uncharacterized. The coding region runs from base 1 to 942 and encodes 313 amino acids. Gene Ontology annotation, cellular component: COG complex; membrane. The transcript has 2 exons. NCBI's taxonomy places the organism in Eukaryota, Fungi, Ascomycota, Dothideomycetes, Dothideales, Saccotheciaceae. The record is from RefSeq and is a predicted model, not a curated record. Gene Ontology annotation, biological process: Golgi organization; protein transport; intra-Golgi vesicle-mediated transport.
AUGAGUCGCUUCUACCUCCCAGAGUCGACUGCAACAACAGCGACAGCCUCUCCCCUCACCUCCCCACCAUCCCCAAAAUCGAACCCUCUAGAGCGACGACCCUACAACGACUACACGACCUACUCCGACUCGGAAGAUGAAGACAAAACACCCCUACCCUUCCCAGCAGCGCUCCCCCGCAGCGACUUCCUGACUCCAGACUUUACACCCGAAUCAUACCUCUCCACCCUCCACAACAGACACCAAACCCUCGAGGACUUGCGCUCAGAUCUGCGUCAACGCUCUCAACUUCUCAGCAAAGAACUGCUGGAUCUCGUGAAUGCGAAUUAUGAGGAAUUUCUGUCCUUGGGCCUGAAGUUGAAAGGUGGAGAGGAAAAGAUUGAAGAGGUGAGAGUGGGUGUACUAGGCUUUGGAAGGGAAGUAGGCGGUGUUCGCGAUAUCGUGGCUCAAAGGACAGAAGAAGUGGGAAGCUUGCUAGAGGAAAAGAAGAGGAUACGAAAAGACGUCAUGAUUGGUCGACGUCUGCUUGACAUUGAGCAAAGACUAGAGGACUUGGAAGCAAGAUUGAUGGUUGAGCCUGCAAACUCUCUAUCCGCGGACAACCCCUCUGCCAACGAUUUGGACUCUUCGGAAGACGAAGAGGAAGACGACGACGACGCAGAUGCAGCGACAAGCACGAUCCUCUCACGACUAAGGAAACACGCACAAGCAUACCUCCUGCUCAACAAUCAGACACAAAAGGUGCUGCAUCAUCCUUUUGUCAUAGCACAACAAUCCCGCAUCUUGCGAGUCCGGAAUACGUUAUUACUGGAUCUAAGAACGGCUGUCAAACAGGCACAAGGUGCUACUAGUGUGGGAGGAAAACAACUAUUGGACUUCUUGGUCAUAUACAGAGAGUUGGGCGAGACCGAGGAAGCUGCGGACGUGCUGAGAAGCACUUGA